Sorghum bicolor (sorghum) is the source of this 1071-nucleotide messenger RNA. Its product is annotated as syntaxin-61. The record is from RefSeq and is a predicted model, not a curated record. Lineage: Eukaryota; Viridiplantae; Streptophyta; Magnoliopsida; Poales; Poaceae. The transcript has 7 exons. The coding region runs from base 199 to 897 and encodes 232 amino acids. Gene Ontology annotation, cellular component: SNARE complex; endomembrane system; membrane. Gene Ontology annotation, molecular function: SNAP receptor activity; SNARE binding. Gene Ontology annotation, biological process: intracellular protein transport; vesicle fusion; Golgi vesicle transport.
CCUGGUGGCAGUGUCACCGAGACGAGACGAGGAACCAGUGGAAGUGGGAUCUCUCUCUCUCGCUCUGUCGUCUCCGCCGCGACUCCGCACCAAAUCCCCUGGCCCCCAAAAAUUUUGCUAGGGUUUGGUGGGGAGGAAAUCUAGGCAUCCAGCCGCCCAGGCCCAGCAAUCCGAUAGAAUCCGCUCGUUGGAGAGGCCAUGAGCUCGGCGCAGGAUCCGUUCUACAUCGUCCGGGAGGAGAUCCAGGACUCGAUUGAUAAACUGCAAAGUACCUUCCACCGCUGGGAGCAAACUGCUUCAAACACAGGAGAAUAUGUUCAUUUGACAAAGGAGCUUCUGACCAGCUGUGAAAGCAUCGAGUGGCAGGUAGAUGAGCUGGAGAAGACAAUCUCAGUCGCAUCAAGGGAUCCAGCAUACUAUGGACUUGAUGAAGUUGAGCUUUCCAGACGAAGAAACUGGACUGGUUCUGCUCGUAAGCAGGUUGGUACAGUCAAGAGAGCUAUUGAAAAGGGCAAGAGCAAUGCAGCAACUUCAAAAUACCAGGAUACAAGCAGGACCAACCACUAUUCUGCCCAAGACAAUGAUGACUUUAUUUCUUCAGAAUCAGAUAGGCAGCUUCUACUCAUGAGGCAGCAGGAUGAAGAACUUGAUGAGCUCAGUGAAAGUGUCCAAAGGAUUGGUGGCGUAGGGCUAACCAUACACGAAGAGCUGUCUGGACAGGAAAGGAUCCUUAAUGACUUAAGCUUGGAGAUGGAGACUACUUCCAACAGACUUGACUUUGUGCAGAAAAGAGUGGCCAUGGUGAUGAAGAAGGCUGGCAUCAAGGGUCAGAUCAUGUUGAUCGCAUUCCUGGUUGUUCUGUUCAUUAUUCUUUUCGUUUCGGUGUUCUUGACAUAGCCAAGCGCACCAGGGGCCUCAGUUUUCCUCCAUUUGUCGUGCCUCCCUACUGUAAGUUGCGGUGAAACAUAAACAUAUGUACUGGAGUUACCGAUCCUUUAUAAAUCCUAAUUUUCCUUGUAAUCGUGUCAUUCUGUCAGAGAUCAUCGAAUACAUUGGAACGAAAUUAUAGUA